GCGAUGCUUCGGGCACCCCUCCACCAAGUCGGCCGAGUGGAACGGUCUGGACUAUUUAUAAUCGCGGAGGCACACACGUUGGCGCAGUCUGGGGGUAUUGUUCGGAGGCAGGGGAGAAACUUACAGUUGUGACAUCGUACUAAAUUGUGUAGAAAGCGAAAAAAUAGAUAAUGAAGUGGACAGCUGAGCGGCAGGCUGUUUUUAUAUGACCUUAUAUAAACUUGAGAAAUAGCUACUGCUUUAAAAAUACAUUAACUAUAUGUUAACGUUAGACUUACUGUGGUACAAGCUAGCAAACAAAAGUUAACCCGGUCACAAAGACGCACUUGGGAGGGAGGUUUUCCGUCGUUUCAAGGCUAGAUACAAACUAGUUACGUUCUUGCGCCUCUAAAAUAGAUAUACAGCGAUAAUCCAAAAAUCUGACCACUGGAUAAAUUGGUUUUUUUUUUUUUUUUGGUCGUUGGUCAGGGUAGGUUUAAACAGCUAACCACGGGGUAUAGCCCACAGCGAGGCGUUCCAGAGAGGAAGAGAGAACGGAAGCAUCUAUUAUGUUAAGAUAACUAGUUUUAUGUGGUCAGUCUCAAAACUGCAGACAAUGACCAUGGCAGGAGCUUCAUUUUUAAGGGAGUUGUAGUUAAAUAUUUCAAGAUCUGAGAGAUUUUUGCAGAAAAUUCUCGUGUGGAGGAAGUGAGAUAGAAACGUGAUAGCAAGCUUGAUUCUAUUUAAAACGAAAGUUCAUCUACAGAUUUAGCCAACGUCGAGGGAGGACUCUUCCCCAAUCCCUCUGUGUCUUUUUUUUUUCUGUACACAUUAGUAACUUGUCAAAGUGGACAGAGCUCGUUAGAGCCCGGCUAGUUAGCUGACCAUUUUUCCAGCCCCACAGUUCUAGCUAGCGAGGUCUCGCAGCCGAAUGCUGCUCAUUGGUUUUGUGCUACUAGUAUAGCUCAGUACAAUACAUUCCCCAUCAAACAUGUCGAACAUCCCAAACGACGCAGUAUUCUUGAUAAAAGAUGUAAAACCUGGACUGAAAAAUUUAAAUAUCAUCUUUAUUGUUUUGGAGAUAGGCCGGGUUACCAAGACGAAGGAUGGGCACGAGGUGCGGUCUUGUAAAGUGGCAGACAAGAGUGGCAGCAUCACAAUCUCUGUCUGGGAUGAGCUGGGUAGCCUUAUACAGCCUGGUGAUAUCAUUCGACUCACUCGAGGGUAUGCCUCUAUGUGGAAGGGUUGUCUGACACUCUACACAGGAAGAGGAGGGGACCUACAGAAGAUUGGGGAAUUCUGCAUGGUUUACUCCGAGGUGCCAAACUUUAGUGAGCCCAACCCUGAACUGUUAGCACAAGCGAACUUGCAAAAUAAGACUGGUAAAGGAGAGCAACGGGGUGACUUGCCAACAAAUCAGAAUUCAGGUACUAUGGCACAGACGGGUAAUGGUUCCUUGCAGAGUUACUCCAGCACCCCCUCCGGUCCUCGGGACUCAGGCUUAGGAGGACGGGCCAAUGGCCGUGUCCCAGGAAAUGGUGCCCCCCAAGUGCCCGUAGGGACACCCUCGAUGGGGUCAAAACCCUCUGUCACAAUCAGCAACGGUCGGGAUCCAAGACGCGCAUCUAAGAGAUGACAUGCCAAAACUACUCCCUGGACUUUGUCCCCCUGAACGCACAGUUCCAUCCCAACCUAGUGCCAGUGUUGAAUUACCAUCCCCCUAACCUAGCCCAUCAUGUGUGCUAAAACUAUACACCCUACUUGAACACUUAAUGCACUUUCUUUAUAAAGAUUGCAAGUCAUUACUGUAACUGCAGGAUGUCACUCCUGCAUUAUUUGAAUGCCACAGUCUGUGCAUUUUUUUCUGGGUUUCAAGUUCCAAUCCUGCUGCUUAUGAUUGGUUUCCUUAUUGACCAAAACAUACCGUAAGUGACCGUGUGAAAGUAAAGGUGGUAGUUUGAUAUUUACACGUAGGCUAAUUUAAUUUGUUUGAAAUUAAAAUAAAAAGUAAAACCCUGUCUUUUUCAUGAGUUCUGUUGAGCAACUCAGUGGCCACAGAGCUACUGUAAAUUUCAGGAAGGUACUGAAAAACAGCUUUAGUUGUACAUCCUAAUACUAAAUACAGGACAUGUUUCAAUUGCAGCUAU
Molecule: messenger RNA, 2126 nt
Organism: Scleropages formosus (Asian bonytongue)
Lineage: Eukaryota; Metazoa; Chordata; Actinopteri; Osteoglossiformes; Osteoglossidae
Gene: nabp1a
Product: nucleic acid binding protein 1a
Exons: 6
Coding region: 971-1615 (214 amino acids)
Biological process (GO): double-strand break repair via homologous recombination; response to ionizing radiation; mitotic G2/M transition checkpoint
Cellular component (GO): SOSS complex
Molecular function (GO): DNA binding
Source: RefSeq, a predicted model, not a curated record